CUUCAUCUCCUUCUUGUGUCUCUCUUUCUCUCUAAAUAAGCAUCCCAUCUCCUUUUUUCCUUUCAAGAAAAUUUCUGAGUUUUUUUCUUUUUUUCUUUUGUUCUUCAAUCUUUAAACUUAAAAACAAAAGAGACAGAUCCACACAUAUCUAUACAGAUACACUGUUUUAUAGUCAUGGCGGGUGUUGUUGAAGAAGGCGUGGUGCUGAAUCAUGGAGGUGAAGAGCUUGUGGAUUUACCACCUGGAUUCAGGUUUCAUCCAACAGAUGAAGAGAUCAUAACAUUCUACCUCAAAGAAAAGGUUUUAGACAGCCGAUUCACAGCUGUGGCCAUGGGAGAAGUAGAUCUUAACAAGUGUGAGCCCUGGGAUUUGCCAAAGAGGGCAAAGAUGGGGGUGAAAGAGUUUUACUUCUUCUGUCAAAGGGACAGGAAGUACCCGACCGGGAUGAGGACUAACCGUGCAACCGAGUCCGGUUAUUGGAAAGCGACCGGGAAGGAUAAGGAGAUCUUCAAAGGCAAAGGUUGUCUCGUUGGGAUGAAGAAAACACUUGUGUUUUAUAGAGGAAGAGCUCCACGAGGUGAAAAGACUAAUUGGGUCAUGCAUGAAUAUCGUCUUGAUGGCAAAUAUUCUCAUCACAAUCUCCCCAAAUCCGCAAGGGACGAGUGGGUCGUGUGUAGGGUUUUCCACAAGAACAAUCCUUCCACUACAACCCAACAGAUGACGCGAAUACCAAUUCAAAAUCUCACAAGAAUGGAUUCUCUAGAGAACAUUGAUCAUCUCCUAAACUUCUCAUCUCUUCCUCCUCUCAUAGAACCGAGUUUCAUGGGUCAACAUGACCAACUCAACUUCAAACCUAUCAACCCUCCAACCUACAACAUCUCAUCACCAAUCCAACCCCAUCACUUCUACUCUAAUUACCAAUCAAUCUUUAACCACCAGGGUUAUGGUUCUGCUUCCGGUUCCGGUUCUAAAUACACCAACAAUAAGGAUAUGAUCAAGAUGGAGCAGUCGCUUGUUAGUGUAUCUCAAGAAACCUGUCUGAGCUCAGAUGUGAACGCGACCACGACCACAGAGGUAUCUUCGGGUCCGGUAAUGAAGCAAGAGAUGAGUUUGACCGGAAUGGUGAAUGGUAGCAAGUCAUAUGACGAUCUAUGUGACCUGAGGGGGAUCUUAUGGGACUACUGAUUAAUUCUAGUUAUGGUUAUUUUAUUAUUUAAGUGUGAUGAAAGGGUAUAUCUGUUGGUUUUAAGUCAUGUGAUCAAUACAUAUACAUAUAGGAUUUAUUACUAGGGGGAUUAAUCCUAGUUACUUCAGUGAUCUUAUUUAGUUGAUUGUUUAAUUAUUUAUUGUGUGGGGGAAACGGG
Messenger RNA from Eruca vesicaria subsp. sativa (arugula), 1364 nucleotides. The record is from the annotation of a GenBank genome assembly. NCBI's taxonomy places the organism in Eukaryota, Viridiplantae, Streptophyta, Magnoliopsida, Brassicales, Brassicaceae.